AUGAUAGAUUCACAAUGUCACUCCUUCGAGGAUGCCUCUUCUGAGGCCAAUUACACUAUGUCAAUCAGAUCUCGGUCUCACUCUGACUCCUUCAGUGAAAGUGGCUCAGUCAGACGAGUUCAGCUUCACCCUAUCAAUAAACCACUUCCUUCAUCGGCCAAUAGCUCUCACAAAUUACAGUCCCUUCCAAAAACAAAGUCUCAUGAUGACAUUCCGUCUUUGCAAGAAAAUCGAUCAGCAUUUACGACAUAUCCCGAGCGAGGCCGUAGUAGAUCCAGAAAACCAUUAACCAGGGAUCCGGUACGCAAUAAUUAUCACAGCCCGAUCUUUCCCGAUCGUUUCAUUCCCAAGCGUGAUUUCGGCGAUUCUCCAUCCACGCCAUAUCGAGUCAACAAACACCCGCUUGAACUAUCACCCCGAGAGCGUUUUUUGCGACGGCGGUUACCAGCAGAUGAUCCGUUUUUACCAACACCUCCUCGCACUCCAGCUUUCCCGGGUCAAAAUGCCAAACCAACCCGGCUUCGACAAAGGCCACUCCAACGGCCUCGACUCGUCACCGACUUGGCGGUCAUGGGAAGUAACCGUCCCAAUGACUUUUUGCGGCAAGUGAGUUCUGGUACUGUGUGGGGUGUUGGUGGAGCAUCGACCAUGUUUGGGCAAUCUUCAGCUGCCACUAUAACCGGUGGCCAGAAUCUCAGCGAAAGAAACAAUACCGCUCCAACCUUUGUGGCUAAGUUUCUUCCUAAAAAUACCAAGGCUGGUCAACAAAGCAAACACGAAUCCAGAAUUGCUCUUGCCUUAGAUAUUGACCCUGCCACCAGGCUUCUUGACACCUGCCGGAGUUAUACUGAAACAAGUCCUCGCCCCUCGCUAAUUGACCACGAGCGCUUUGAACCAUUUGUUUGGAAGGACAAUGCGUGGAAAAAAGGUGAAAGGGAGCAUUGGCCAACUGUGACUACUCGGCGAGAGAUUGUCCCUCCCAAGCCUUUCCGGAUAUUGGAUGCUCCGUAUAUGCGAGACGACUUCUACUGUUCCACUCUGGCUUAUUCUUUUACCUCCGGUGUGUUAGCCGUCGGUUUGGCACAGUCUGUUUAUCUCUGGUCGGAAGGUUACAUUGUGGACCGACCACCGUUUGGUGAUGUUCAUCCGUCAAAUUAUGUGACCUCUCUUUCUUUUUCUUCAGAGAAUGGUGGGCGAAGUAUACUUGCUGUGGGGCGUCAGUCUGGACAAUUGUCCCUUUGGAGCGUACAUGAGAGCAAGGUACGCUUUGAAAUUAGUCACCCAAACAGUAUAUCGUGUGUCUCCUUCAAGCCGAAAACAUCACGAAGGCCAUCGGAGGGAUUUGCAAAUACAGACACGGAUGUGGAAGAGCUUGUCGCUGGUGAUGAAAUGGGGAAUAUUUGGUACUACUCAGUUGAAUGGCCAGAGAUUCACAAUGACUGGAGUUGGACAGGUUCCAUGACACUACUUGCCAAAAUAUCCGCUCACACCCAGCAGGUCUGUGGUUUGGCUUGGUCUCCCGACGACCAUUUUCUUGCUUCUGGUGGAAACGACAACGUGUGUAUGCUUUUUGAACUGCACGAUAUAUUACCCUCACAACGACUAGAACACGCAUCCAUGUCCAGUACCUCCUCAAGUACGCCCUUGAUCCCAAAUGUUCGCGCUUUGCCAACUCCCACAUCGAGCACCAGUUCAAGGCGCACGAUAAAUAGACGACAAAUUGUCGGUCAUUUACUACCGUCCUGGGUUCAUUCUUCUCCAUUGGAAGCGUCUUCUGUGGCUCCACUCCUAAGUCGGACGGGGUGCCUCAUCUCAGGCACUGAAAAAACAAUUUUUGUCCCAUCCACCCGUCGAAAACACCGCCUUGCGCAUGCAGCAGCAGUCAAGGCGAUUGCAUUUGCCCCUUGGCAACCAUCACUACUCGCAACUGGCGGAGGUUCAAAUGAUAGAGCUAUCCACUUCUUCCACACUCGGACUGGUGUAUGUCUAGCAACUAUAAAUGUUUUCGCCCAGGUAACCAGUUUGAUCUGGAGCCAAACCAGACGCGAAAUCGCCGCAACGUUCGGGUAUGCUCAGCCAGAGCACCCAUUCCGGAUUGCGAUUUUUGCCUGGCCCAGCUGUGCACAAAUUGCCGUCAUUCCCUGGGGUCCUCAAGGGGCCAGUUGGGAUGGCCAAGAUCAAGACAUCAAUUAUGAUUGUGGACGAGCAUUGUGGGCUGUUAGCUACCCAGGAAGACCGCCUUGCCCUCUUAACAUCAGUCUGGACGAUCCCGAUAUUCCAAGCGAAAGGGAAUCAUCAUUCCCUCCGCCUAGCAGUCCCGGAGCUACUGAACGGGGAAACGAUUCUGGUGGACGUAGGCAGGGCCCACGCGCCAUCCGUCCCAAAGAGAAAGAAGGCGGCAUGUGGUGUACACGAACAAUGGAUGAAGGAUGCAUUAUUGUGGCGUCCAGUGACCAAACCGUCAAAUUCCAUGAAGUAUGGACUGGUCGACGCAAAAGCACUGGCUCGGCCUGUGGACUAUUGGGAUGGAGCGAUAUCCUGGAGGGUAUGGAAGGCAUCGAGAAAUCCGGCAGUGAAGUCAUUCGCUAA
Molecule: messenger RNA, 2589 nt
Organism: Penicillium angulare
Lineage: Eukaryota; Fungi; Ascomycota; Eurotiomycetes; Eurotiales; Aspergillaceae
Exons: 2
Coding region: 1-2589 (862 amino acids)
Biological process (GO): positive regulation of anaphase-promoting complex-dependent catabolic process; positive regulation of ubiquitin protein ligase activity; anaphase-promoting complex-dependent catabolic process
Cellular component (GO): anaphase-promoting complex
Molecular function (GO): anaphase-promoting complex binding; protein binding; ubiquitin ligase activator activity
Source: RefSeq, a predicted model, not a curated record